Messenger RNA from Acipenser ruthenus (sterlet), 901 nucleotides. Its product is annotated as butyrophilin subfamily 1 member A1-like. Lineage: Eukaryota; Metazoa; Chordata; Actinopteri; Acipenseriformes; Acipenseridae. Gene Ontology annotation, molecular function: protein binding. The transcript has a single exon. The record is from RefSeq and is a predicted model, not a curated record. The coding region runs from base 24 to 572 and encodes 182 amino acids.
UAAUAAUAAUAAUAAUAAUAAUAAUGAUGAUGUCUCCUCUCUGCUCCACAGUUGAUGUGACUCUGGACCCUGAUACAGCACACCCCACGCUCAUCCUGUCUGCGGAGGGGAAACGAGUGAGACUGGGAGAGACAUGGCAGAGUCUCCCUCGCAAUCCAGAGAGAUUUGAUGGCUGGCCCUGUGUGCUGGGCAGGGAGAGCUUCACCUCGGGGAGACGCUACUGGCAGGUGCAGGUGGGGGGGAAUACAUACUGGAGAUUAGGAGUCAGCAGAGAGUCUGCCGAGAGGAAGGGGGUGUUCAGCAUGACCCCCCAGCUGGGUUACUGGACUGUGGAGUGGAAUGGAGGUGAGUUCAAUGCUCUCACUGACCCCCAGACCCCCCUCCCCCGGAGCCUGAAGCCCCAGAAGCUGGGGGUGUAUCUGGAUUAUGAGGAAGGGCAGCUCUCCUUUUACAAUGUGGAGACCAGAUCUCACAUCUACACUUUCACUGACAUGGAGUUCAAUCCCAAUGAGAAACUCUAUCCAUUCUUCUAUACUUACAGUUAUACAGCCCUUGUGCUGGAGUCCCCCUGACCCUGUCAACGCUGCAGAUUAAACACACAUUGCUGUCUGAGCCAGGAAACUAUUCAAACAGCUCAGACAAUCUCCUCUUCACUUUCACUGACACUCUCUCUGCACUCUUCUGGGCUGAUGAGAAGAAAUCCUCUCUCUUCCACCCUCUUACCCUGAGCCCCUCCUCUUUAUUUCUCAACACCCCCUUUCCUACUCUCCCUUCCUGUCUGCCUCUCUCUUUACCUCCACCUCUCCUUAUCUCUCUUUCUCUCCUCUCUCCCUCCCCUAUGGCUCCUCUCUCUCUUUCCCUUCCCUCUGAUAUGUUAAUCCCCUCCCUUUCCCACUCCCUC